GAUCCAGGAGCGAAAGCGGAACGUGUUCAGUGAGUUCAGUCUCCGUUUAAAGAGAACAGAGAAGGAGGAAAAGUUAAAUAAACACCAAGAAAAAGAAGAAACGAUGAGGAGUACCACGAGGGUUCUGAUGACUCAAGAAAAGAGAAGAAUCCAAAAGGAACCAGCAGUGCCCAGGAUUCAAUCAUGAGGUCUGCACGCCUUGAGGUUACACUCAUCAUCUUACCCAGUACACCACUGAGGAACCCUUCACACUUGAAGAUGCUUCUGGCGUGCUUUUAAGCCUACACUUUGAGAGCUGUGCCUAAAAGUUGCUAAAAUCAAACCAGAUUUGAACGCUGAACCUAACUUCACAAGGACAACCUCUUAACCUCUAAACCACUGCUCUGUUUAGGUGAUGUGAUGUGUUCGAUGUUGUAUUUAUAGUUUAUUUGGAAAAAAAAACACUUUAAGGUAUGGAGGACUUGAACCAACAACCUUACUUCGCAGCAGCCUCUUAUCUCGUUGAGCCACUGCUCUAGAUUAUGUUGAAAUAAAGACUGUGGGUUGGACCUGUUCUGUGGGUUUGUGGUUCCACAGCAUCAGGCUGAACUGGGUUCAUGUCAGGACUAAAACCUGGUUCCAUAGAGAACUGAUGAGGUGUCUGUACCUGUCUGAGCCUGUUUGACUCCACCUGAGGAAUGUGGCUCCGGCUCUUUGUGAUGAAGAUGACACAUGCUACCUGUGCAGCUCAGUGUGUUCACAGACACUUGACUUCAGGAGCAGAGAGAGUCCAGUGUCACUAAGUACUGACUACACACACUGUGUGUGACUAGUUCCUCUCAUUUAGUCAGUAAAGUCAAAGGUUUUAGGUCUAAACUGAGUUCAAAGCUGUGUGUAUCAGAGGAUUUCCACUGAACAAACACAGGAAGCUUCUCCACCUUGUUUCCAUCUUUAUUGCAUCUCACGUCACAUGUCACACGUUGAGUCUGUAAAGUCAAGUGUGAAAUCUGCAGAGUGUUCAACUCAGUGAGAUGAGACCAACAUCAUGACAAACAACCAUGAUAAACUCUAGAUGUGUAAACAUUCAUCCAGGGACUUGUUGUUGUUCGUUCACAUGAUGUAGUUCAUGGAAAAGAGCAGAAACUGAACCAUUAGUGAUGUUAAACAAUGAGUCUGGUCUGUGUUCACACAGAGUUAUGAUCACACUAAUGAAACUGGAGCUAAAGUCCUGCAGGAAAUGUGGAAUAAUGUCUUUGUCUAACUUCACUAUGUCACUCGUGGCCUUCAUGUGAAGCUCCUCAAUGCCUGAAGUCACUCAAAGUGACCGUAACACAGUUAUUUUACUUACGAUAAGUAUUUAUGUGCAGACAUAAUGAAAACAUAUCAAAAGGCAGCACAGACAGUGCAGGUUCAGCAGCUUGGUUCUACUUUUCCAUCCAUCGCUGUACAUCUGGUUCUGAAACACACACUAAUAGUUGAACUUCACCUGGACGACAGACAGACAGUCAGUUUAACAGCAUCAGUGAACAGGUUGAACUCCUCCUCUGCUUCUUCCCUCUGUGAUGGAGCUGCACUCCUACAGUACAAACUUGUAGUUAGAGGACGACCUCCCUACCAGCUGUGUUUAGAUGGAACCAUGACCUCUGCUGCCUUCUCCACCUGUACACAAUCUAUGAAGACACUUUCUCACAGCUACAGUAAUUGAACUCAUAACGCAUAUUUACUUAUUGUAUAAUCUUUUAUUUUACAGUUUCAAUACCCUGCUUAACUCGUUACCUGACACUGUAACUGAUGUAAACAUGAAAUAGUGGAACAGCCAAAAAAAUGCUUUGUUGAAAAUCCUACUUUUUUCCUCUGAUUGAACAUAAAACAGCAUCUUUUAGGUAAAUAAAAUAACAUUGAGUUAAACAUUACAGUUUUAUUAGAUUAGUCCCAGCAGCAGCCAAGUUACUAAGAACAGAAUAUACGUAACAUAUUGGAAACAGUUUGGAUCUCUGUCAUCCUGUGGCAUUGCUGCUUUAUUACUCUGCUGAUUCAGAUCUCCUGGUUCUUUUUCUAACUUCGCCUGGUGUUUCACUAUGGGAAUCGCCUCGGCGUGACCAACCAUGGAAGCUCCAAUGACACAACGUCUGUCAGAGACAGACAGGCCGAGCCGGUUUCUUAUAAACUGAGAGGGGGCGGAGCCUCAGUGAUCACGUGAUCCAGGUAUACGAGCGAAACCGAAGGUUUUCAGUGAGUUCAUACUCCAUUUAGAGAGAACAGAGCAGACGGAGGAAAAGUUAAAUAAACACCAGAAGGAAGAGGAAUAAACGUUGAGGAGCAGGUGUUUAGCUCUGGAUCUGUGGCUUUUUCAGAAGAUGAGUGUUUGUGUGGAGGAAGAGGACGGAGCAGAGUCUCCAGGAUCCAGAUGUGUGUCUAUGAAGAAUGACUGGUCCAGAUGUGAACCUCCAUCAUUCAGUCCUGAACCUGGAGCCUCAGACACAAAAGUCCAGGACCAGAGACAAAAAGCAGAACCUCCAGGACCCAGCUGUCUGUCUAUGAAGAGUGACCGGUCCAAAGAUAAUCCUCCAAACCUCAGUAAUGAACCUGGAGCCUCAGACACAAAAGUGGACCAGCAGAGCUCAGAGGUUCCCAGUGCUCAGUCUGUCCAGCAGCACCAAACACACCUGGACUCCAUAUUUAUGCUGCUGGAGGAAAACAUUGUCACGUUUGUGAAGAAGGAGCUGAAGAAGAUCCAGAAGGUUCUGAGUCCAGAUUACCCAGAAUGCUUAGAGAGUCAGAGGGAGGAUGAGGAGGAGAUGGAUGGUGAGGAUGAAGAGCAGAGGAGGAGCAGCAGAGACGCGUUUCUGAAGAUCACAGUGAACUUCCUGAGGAGGAUGAAGCAGGAGGAGCUGGCUGACUGUCUGCAGAGAUCUUCUGCUGCACUUUGUCAGGAUCAACUUAAAUCUCGCCUGAAGCAGAAGUUCCAGUGUGUCUUUGAAGGCAUCGCUAAAGCAGGAAAGCCAACCCUUCUGAACCAGAUCUACACAGAGCUCUACAUCACAGAGGGAGGGACUGGAGAGGUCAACGAUGAACAUGAGGUCAGACAGAUUGAAACAGCCUUCAGGAAACCAGACAGAGCAGAAACAAGCAUCAGACCAGAAGACGUCUUUAAAGGCUCAGCUGGAAGAGAUGGAGCCAUCAGAACAGUGAUGACAAAGGGAGUGGCUGGCAUUGGGAAAACAGUCCUAACACAGAAGUUCACUCUGGACUGGGCUGAAGAAAAAGCCAACCAGGACAUACACUUCACAUUUCCAUUCACCUUCAGAGAGUUGAAUGUGCUGAAAGAGCAAAGGUUCAGCUUGGUGGAACUUGUUCAUCACUUCUUCACUGAAACCAAAGCAGCAGGAAUCUUCAUUUUUAAACACUUUAAGGUCGUUUUCAUCUUGGACGGUCUGGAUGAGUGUCGACUUCCUCUGGACUUCAACAAGACUAAAACCCUGACUGAUGUCACAGAGUCCACCUCAGUGGAUGUGCUGCUGACAAACCUCAUCAGGGGGAACCUGCUUCCCUCUGCUCACCUCUGGAUCACCACACGACCUGCAGCAGCCAAUCAGAUCCCUCCUGGGUGUGUUGACAUGGUGACAGAGGUCAGAGGGUUCACUGACCCACAGAAGGACGAGUACUUCAGGAAGAGAUUCAGAGAUGAGCAGCAGGCCACAACAAUCAUCUCCCACAUCAAGACGUCACGAAGCCUCCACAUCAUGUGCCACAUCCCAGUCUUCUGCUGGAUCACUGCUACGGUUCUGGAGGAUCUGCUGGAAACCAGAGAGGGAGGAGAGCUGCCCAAGACCCUGACGGAGAUGUACAUCCACUUCCUGGUGGUUCAGACCAAAGUGAAGAACAUCAAGUAUGAUGGAGGAGCUGAGACAGAUCCACUCUGGAGUCCAGAGAGCAGGAAGAUGAUUGAGUCUCUGGGAAAACUGGCUUUUGAGCAGCUGCAGAAAGGAAACCUGAUCUUCUAUGAGUCAGACCUGACAGAGUGUGGCAUCGAUGUCAGAGCAGCCUCAGUUUAUUCAGGGGUGUUCACACAGGUGUUUAAAGAGGAAAAAGGGCUGUAUCAGGACAAGGUGUUCUGCUUCGUUCAUCUGAGUGUUCAGGAGUUUCUGGCUGCUCUUCAUGUCCAUCUGACCUUCAUCAACUCUGGAGUCAACCUCAUGUCACAAAUAUCCUGGUUUAAACAUUUUAUGAUGAAACAUAGAACUUCACAGUUCUACCACGUUGCUGUGGACAAGGCUUUAGAGAGUCCAAAUGGACACCUGGACCUGGUCCUCCGCUUCCUCCUGGGAUUUUCUCUUGAGAAAAACCAGUCAUUCUUACAAGGUUUGAUGACACGGAUGAGUAGUAAUUUACAAACCAAUCAGGAAACAGUUCAGCACAUCAAGAAGAAAAUCACAGAGUUUCCUUCUGCAGAGAAAAGCAUCAACCUCUUCCACUGUCUGAAUGAGCUCAAUGAUUGUUCUUUAGUAGAGGAGAUCCAACACUAUCUGAAAUCAGGAAGUCUCUCCACAGAUAAACUGUCUCCUGCCCAGUGGUCAGCUCUGGUUUUCAUCUUAUUGUCUUCAGCAAAUGAUCUUGAAGUAUUUGAGCUGAAUAAAUUCUCUGCUUCAGAGGAGGCUCUUCUGAAGUUGCUGCCUGUGGUCAAAGCUUCCAACACGGCUCUACUGAGUCGCUGUAACCUGUCAGAGAGAAGCUGUGAAGCUCUGUCCUCAGUUCUCAGCUCUCAGUCCUCUAGUCUGAGAGAACUGGACCUGAGUAACAACAACCUGCAGGAUUCAGGAGUGACGCUACUGUGCGCUGGACUGAAGAGUCCUCACUGUCGACUGGAGACUCUCAGAUUAGGUGGCUGCAGUUUGUCAAAGAUCAGCUGUGAUUCUCUGGUCUCAGCUCUGAAGUCCAACCCAUCACAUCUGACACGACUGGACCUGAGUAACAACAACCUGCAGGAUUCAUCAGUGAAGCAUCUGUGUGGUUUUCUGGAGAGUCGUCACUGUCGACUGGAGACUUUGAGAUUGAGUGGCUGCAAUUUGUCAGAGAUCAGCUGUGAUUCUCUGGUCUCAGCUCUGAAGUCCAACCCGUCACAUCUGACACAACUGGAGCUGAGUAACAACAACCUGCAGGAUUCAUCAGUGAAGCAUCUGUGUGGUCUUAUUGAGAGUCGUCACUGUCGACUGGAGACUCUGAGACUGAGUGUGUGUGACCUGUCAGAGAGAAGCUGUGAAGCUCUGUCCUCAGUUCUCAGCUCUCAGUCCUCUAGUCUAAGAGAACUGGACCUGAGUAACAACAACCUGCAGGAUUCAGGAGUGAAGCUACUGUCUGUUGGACUGAAGAGUCCUCACUGUCGACUGGAGACUCUCAGGCUGUCAGGCUGUCUGCUCUCAGAGGACGCUUGUGUCUCUUUGGCCUCAGCUCUGAGCUCCAACCCCUCCCAUCUGAGAGAGCUGGACCUGAGCUACAAUCAUCCAGGAGACUCAGGAGUGGAGCUGCUGUCUGCUGGAGUCAAGAAUCCACACUGGAGACUGGACACUCUCAGGGUGGAGCCAGGUGGAGUCCGAUGGUUGACACCAGGUCUGAGCAAGUAUUUCUGUCAACUCACCAUCGACACAAACACAGUGAACAGGAAACUACAACUGUCUGACAACAACAGGAAGGUGACACGUGUGGAGGAGUAUCAGUCAUAUCCUGAUCAUCCACACAGAUUUGACUACUGGUAUCAGCUGCUGUGUAGUAAUGGUCUGACUGGUCGCUGUUACUGGGAGGUUGAGUGGGGUGGAGACGUUGAUAUAUCAGUGAGUUACAGAGGAAUCGGAAGGAAAGGACGCAGUAAAGACUGUUUGUUUGGAUUCAACGAUCAGUCCUGGAGUCUGAUCUGCUCUGAUGAUGGUUACUCUGUCAGACACAAUAACACAUUUACACCCAUCUCCUCCUCUGUGUCUCACAGAGUAUCAGUGUAUGUGGACUGUCCUGCUGGUUCUCUGUCCUUCUACAGAGUCUCCUCUGACAAACUGAUCCACCUUCACACCUUCAACACCACAUUCACUGAACCUCUUUAUCCUGGGUUUGGGGUUAGGCACAGUUGGCCUGGUUCCUCAGUGUCUCUGUGUGAUGUGUCAUAGUGAGUUUGAUCCUGUCAGGGAAACAUUGUCACUGUGAAACAUAGUUCAGUCUGUUCACGUCUGUCUCAUUUUCAGAUUCAUGUAUUAAACCAGUAUUAGAUGUAUGUACUUGUGGAUUGUGUGAUCUUUGCAGUACACCUCUUUUCCCAUUAUCUUUCAUUUUCCUCUGUUAUUGAAAUAAACUGCAAAAAUGUCUCUCAUCAGCUCCUUUAUUACAGUUGAUAAAUAGUUGUGUUGCUCCCAUUUAUUGAUUUUUCCAUGAAUCAUUUCAUUUGAAGUAUUAUUCACUGUUCUUCUGACAAACACUGAUCAAGUUGUUUGAGAUUGUGUGCUAUAAUAUAAUAAACAUGUAUGUAACCUUUAA
Molecule: messenger RNA, 6498 nt
Organism: Betta splendens (Siamese fighting fish)
Lineage: Eukaryota; Metazoa; Chordata; Actinopteri; Anabantiformes; Osphronemidae
Product: NACHT, LRR and PYD domains-containing protein 12-like
Exons: 15
Coding region: 2337-6134 (1265 amino acids)
Molecular function (GO): protein binding
Source: RefSeq, a predicted model, not a curated record